Molecule: messenger RNA, 1257 nt
Organism: Penicillium griseofulvum
Lineage: Eukaryota; Fungi; Ascomycota; Eurotiomycetes; Eurotiales; Aspergillaceae
Product: aspartate aminotransferase
Exons: 4
Coding region: 1-1257 (418 amino acids)
Biological process (GO): L-aspartate biosynthetic process
Cellular component (GO): cytosol
Molecular function (GO): L-aspartate:2-oxoglutarate transaminase activity; pyridoxal phosphate binding
Source: RefSeq, a predicted model, not a curated record
AUGGGUUCCUCCAAUCCUUCAGUAUUCACCGCAGCCACUGUGGCUGCCGCCCCCGAAGAUCCUUUGUUUGGUCUUAUGAAGGCCUAUCGUGAAGACCCCUCCGAUAAGAAGGUCGAUCUUGGAAUUGGUGCUUACCGUGACAACAACGCGAAGCCUUGGAUUCUGCCUGUUGUCAAGAAGGCCGACGACGCCAUUCACAAUGAUCCUAGCCUCAACCACGAAUACCUCUCUAUCGGUGGUCUCGCUGAGUUCACCUCCGCCGCUCAGAAACUGAUUGUUGGCGCAGACAGCCCUGCAAUUCGCGAGAAGCGAAUCUGCACCCUGCAAACCAUCUCAGGCACCGGCGCCGUCCACCUAGGCGGCCUCUUCCUCUCCAAAUUUCACCCCCAAAAGCCCGCCAUCUACCUCUCAAAUCCAACAUGGGCAAACCACAACCAAAUCUUCUCAAACGUCGGCCUCACCCUCGCAAAGUACCCCUACUUCUCCGUGAAGACAAAAGGCCUUGAUUUCAGCGGCAUGAUCUCCGCCCUCGAAGCCGCCCCCCAAGGCUCCGUAAUCCUCCUCCACGCCUGCGCACACAACCCAACAGGCGUCGACCCCACCGAAGACCAAUGGAAGCAAAUCGCCGAGCUAAUGCGCUCCCGCUCGCACUUCCCCUUCUUCGACACCGCCUACCAAGGCUUCGCAUCCGGCGACCUAGUCCGCGACUCAUGGGCCAUCCGCUACUUCGUCGAGCAAGGCUUCGAGCUCUGCGUCGCGCAGUCUUUCGCCAAGAACUUCGGUCUCUACGGUGAGCGCACAGGCGCAUUCCAUUUCGUCUCCGCGCCUGGUCCAGACGCCGCUGCUGCCUCUGCACACAUCGCUUCCCAGCUGGCUAUCCUGCAGCGAUCGGAGAUCUCGAACCCUCCCGCUUACGGCGCGCGCAUUGCUAGUCGUGUCUUGAAUGAUCCCGUUCUAUUUAAGGAGUGGGAGGCGGAUUUGCGCACGAUGAGCGGUCGCAUUUUGGAGAUGAGGAAGGGGUUGCGGGAUCGUCUUGAACAGCGUGGUACACCUGGUUCUUGGGAUCAUAUCACUUCGCAGAUUGGAAUGUUUAGUUUCACUGGUUUGUCUGAGGAGCAGGUUAUGACGCUGCGCUCCAAGUGGCAUGUCUACAUGACGAAGAACGGCCGUAUCUCAAUGGCCGGCUUGAACACGAAUAACAUCGACUACUUCGCUGAGGCGGUUGAUAGUGUUGUUCGCGAGUCUGCUAAGUUGUGA